AUGUCGGGCCUAGAAGUGAUCGGUGGUAUCUCUGCGAUCAUUACUCUCCUCGAUACCUCGAUCAAGUUCUACGAUAGUACUCGGAAUGAUGUCAAGUUACCUGAGACUUUCGAAUCCGUUCGAAACCGACUGCCCGUUCUCCUCCACAUCCUUCAGACAUGCCAGAACGACCUAGAACCGGGCAAAGACUCUAUGCCGUCAGACGUUUGUGACGCCCUAGAGAACAUCCUUGAUUCUUGCAGUGAAAAGGUUCGAAAAUUGAGAGAAAUAUUUGAAAUAGUCAUACCUGGUGAAAAAGAUACAUGGGAGAAACGAUACACGAAAGUCAUUCGCAGACUUGGAAAAGGCAACAAAGUCGAAGAACUUAUGACUACACUCACUCAAGAUGUUCAACUUAUCGUCAAUCACAAUGCGGUAAAUUCUGCUACACCGGGACAAAAUGCCGAGCUUGAAGAUAUUCUCAAAGAGAUGAAAUCUGUCAAGAUCUCGACUCCUGGCGAAGAACAUACGGCCUUAGCUUUUAACAGCGGUGGAGGAGCCCAGACCAACAAUGUCAACAGUGGCAGUGGUCAGCAAAUCAACAACAAUGCUCAUGUCGGAACCCAGAAUUUCCAAUCCGUGACCUUCAAGCACAAAGAAGACUUUAGUUUUCGGGGACCCGUUGGCGUCCAUCUCGGUCAAGUGCGUUCCAUCACCUCUGAACUCUUCGUCGGUCGUGGCAACGAGCUUGAUGAGAUCGGGAAAGCUCUACAUCCUGUUCCUAAGGCUCAAAAACAACGGCGCCUAGUUCUAGGCGGUAUGGGUGGUAUUGGCAAGACUCAGCUUGCGAUCGCCUACGCAGAGUCCGGCCGUGGAUCUUAUACCUCAGUGUUCUGGCUGAAUGCAGUGUCUGAAGCCGCACUGAAAGACAGUUAUCGAUUGAUAGCCAGCAUUAUCUUCAAUGUUGAGGAGCCGGGGGUGCUAGAGGACAAAGAGAUCGUCAGACGUGUACACCAAUGGCUAUCUACCCCAAAGAAUACUGGAUGGCUGUUGAUAUUUGAUAACUACGAUGACCCCGACCAGUUUCGGAUUGACAACUAUUACCCCCCAGCUUCUCAUGGAGCUAUUAUGGUCACCUCUCGACGACCAGAUCUCGUUGCUGGCAGCUCUCUUGACAUAAAACCGUUCCAGAAUAUAGAGGAUAGCCUCGCCAUCCUACAAACCCGAUCAAAACGAGAGAAUAUUCAAUCAGAUCCUAAUGCAAAGCGCCUCGCAGAACGACUAGCGGGUCUUCCUCUCGCUUUGGCCACCGCCGGGACAUACCUUCAGCGCAAAAAAGGCUUCACUUUCGAACGCUACCUUUACGAGUACGAGAAACGCUGGAACAUUGACCCCCGCCGACCUACCAAGCUCAACGAGUAUGAGGAGCGUACACUCUACACGACCUGGGAUAUAUCAUACGCUCGCCUAGAGAAGGAAGAGCCGGACGCGGCGAAAAUACUGAAGCUACUGGCCUACUUCGAUAACCAGAGUCUUUGGUACGAGCUUUUUCAUGCCGGACUCACCGAUAGUUCUCCUGAGUGGCUUCAUGAAGUGAUCACAGAUGACGUGAAUUUCAAUGGAGUAAUGGGGGUCCUGGCCGAAUACUAUUUCCUGGAUACUCAACAGACGUCUGGGUCAUGGAGCAUGCAUAACUGCGUGCACGACUGGACUUUAGCGGUACUCAACAAGGCCAUUGAUGAAAAGGAUUACUGGUAUGUUUUUGACUGCAUUUCUGCGUCUCUAAAAGAUGACAACGCGGAUGACCUUGCAAACCUCUCUUACUCCCCCUUGGCUGCUCAUGCCACGAGACUAGUACAAGAGCGCUUGUGCACGAACGAGGUGAUAUUUAAUCUUACGCCUCGUCGACUCGACCAAGCUUCACUGAUUUCAAACCUACUGCGAAACCAAGUACUUCUUCUUGCUGCGGAGCAGAUGUACCAGCGGGUGCUAGCUGGGUACGAGAAAGCGCUCGGACCGGACCACACGUCGACCCUACGCACCGUCCACAAUCUCGGGGUUCUAUAUCGUGCCCAAGGCAAGCUAGACCAGGCCGACCAGAUGUACCAUCGGGCGCUAGCUGGGAAGGAGAAAGCGCUCGGACCGGACCAUACGUCGACCCUCAACACUGUCCAUAAUCUCGGGAUUCUAUAUUGGAACCAAGGCAAGCUAGACCAGGCCGACCAGAUGUACCAGCGGGCGCUAGCUGGGAAGGAGAAAGUGCUCGGAGCGGACCACACGUCGACCCUAGACACCGUCCACAAUCUCGGGGUUCUAUAUCGUGCCCAAGACAAGCUGGAUCAGGCCGAGCAGAUGUACCAGCGGGCGCUAGCUGGGAAGGAGAAAGCGCUCGGAGCGGACCACACGUCGACCCUAGACAUUGUCAAUAAUAUCGGGAUUCUAUAUUGGAACCAAGGCAAGCUAGACCAGGCCGAGCAGAUGUACCAGCGGGCACUAGCUGGGUACGAGAAAGCGCUCGGACCGGACCAUACGUCGACCCUCAACACUGUCGACAAUAUCGGGACUCUAUAUCGGGACCAAGGCAAGCUAGACCAAGCCGAGCAGAUGUACCAGCGGGCACUAGCUGGGUACGAGAAAGCGCUCGGACCGGACCAUACAUUGACCCUUAACACUGUCGACAAUAUCGGGACUCUAUAUCAGGACCAAGGCAAGCUAGACCAGGCCGAGCAGAUGUACCAGCGGGCACUAGCUGGGAAGGAGAAAGCGCUCGGACCGGACAACACGUCGACUCUCGAGACUGUCGACAAUAUCGGGACUCUAUAUUGGAACCAAGACAAGCUAGACCAGGCCGAGCAGAUGUACCAGCGGGCGCUAGCUGGGAAGGAGAAAGCGCUCGGACCGGACAACACGUCGACUCUCGAGACUGUCAAUAAUCUCGGGAUUCUAUAUUGGAACCAAGGCAAGCUAGACCAGGCCGAGCAGAUGUACCAGCGGGCACUAGCUGGGUACGAGAAAGCGCUCGGACCGGACCAUACAUUGACCCUUAACACUGUCGACAAUAUCGGGACUCUAUAUCAGGACCAAGGCAAGCUGGACCAGGCGGAGCAGAUGCAUCACCGGGCGAGGCUAAGGAAGGAGACGAGGAAUACCGCUAAUUGCUUCUGUAAAUAA
This is a messenger RNA of Penicillium brevicompactum, 3150 nucleotides long. RefSeq names its product TPR repeat protein. The transcript has 3 exons. Lineage: Eukaryota; Fungi; Ascomycota; Eurotiomycetes; Eurotiales; Aspergillaceae. The coding region runs from base 1 to 3150 and encodes 1049 amino acids. Gene Ontology annotation, cellular component: kinesin complex. The record is from RefSeq and is a predicted model, not a curated record. Gene Ontology annotation, molecular function: ADP binding; protein binding.